GCUGCAUAGAACAGUCAGUCACUCGCAGACGGUGUUUCUUAGCUCGUGGGUAUUGUACUGCUACCGAGUCGAAAAGAAAGAAUAAGAACAAUAACAAUAAUAGCUGUGGAAGAAUAGGGCACUAAAAGGAGGCAGGCUGUUUUGCAUUUGAAAUCUGUACUCUUUUGAAAAAGUGUUGUUCUCCACUCGUGCAUGUUCAAAUCGGAGGAGUAUAUCAGAGCCGUGAGUCGGCCAGACUUUUAGUUUCUACGCGAGCGGCAAUACCAGAGAGGAGGCAUGAUUUUGAGACGGAGUUCAAUCUUUGCUGGUUUUCUCUUACUUGCAAUUUCACUAUGCUUGCGAAUCAAGGUGUCUGUUGCAUCGGGGCACUUCGAGCUACAGAUCGUUUCGAUGCAGAAUGUGAACGGCGAAUUGCAGAACGGAUUGUGUUGCGACGGAUCUCGGAAUGGAGCUGAUGGAAAAUGCACGCGGGACGAAUGCGAUACUUAUUUCAAAGUGUGCCUGAAGGAAUACCAGUCCAGGGUUUCUGCAGCGGGGCCUUGCAGCUUCGGCACUGGAACUACACCCGUCGUCGGAGGGAAUACAUUUUCUUUGAAGAACACCGUGAGAACCGAAAGAUCCAGGAUUGUUUUGCCUUUCAGCUUUGCGUGGCCGCGGUCCUACACUUUGAUAGUGGAAGCUCUGGACUUGAACAACAGCACCAGCGGCGGCAGCUCCGCGGGGGAGGUGAUCGAGAAGGCGCUGCACUCCGGGAUGAUCAACCCCAGCCCCCAGUGGCUGACCCUGAAGCACAACGGGGCGGUGGCCAAGUUCGACUACCAGAUCCGCGUGACCUGCGACGAGCACUACUACGGCUUCGGCUGCAACAAGUUCUGUCGCCCGCGAGACGAGUUCUUCGGCCACUACACCUGCGACCACAACGGCAACAAGACCUGCCUGGAGGGCUGGGCCGGCCCCGACUGCAACACGGCUAUCUGUCGGCAGGGCUGCAGCGCGGAGCACGGGAUCUGCAAACAGCCCGGAGAGUGCAACUGCAAGUACGGAUGGCAGGGGGAGUACUGUGACCAGUGCAUCUCUCACCCGGGCUGCGUGCACGGGACCUGUGAAGAGCCCUGGCAGUGCCUCUGCGACACCAACUGGGGCGGCCAGCUCUGCAACAAAGAUCUGAACUACUGCGGGACCCGUCAGCCCUGCCUCAACGGGGGCACCUGCAGCAACACGGGACCCGACAAGUACCAGUGCUCCUGCCCCGAGGGGUACUCCGGCGUCACCUGCGAGCGGGCCGAGCACGCCUGUUUGUCGGACCCCUGCUCCAACGGCGGGAGGUGCGUGGAGACCAGCCAAGGAUUCGAGUGCCAGUGCGCCCCCGGGUGGACGGGCCCGUCCUGCGCCAUCAAUUUGGAUGACUGUGACCCAAACCCCUGCAGCCAUGCGGGGACCUGCCAGGACCAGGUGAACGGGUUCAAGUGCAGCUGUCCCCCCCAGUGGACAGGGAGGACCUGCCUCAUCGAUGCCAACGAAUGCGAGGGCCGGCCCUGCGUGAACGCCAACUCCUGCCGCAACCUGAUUGGCGGAUACUUCUGCGACUGCAUGCCGGGCUGGACGGGCCAGAACUGCGACAUCAAUAUUAACGAGUGUCAGGGCCAGUGCCAGAACGGAGGAACGUGCCGGGACCUGGUUAAUGGUUACCGCUGUGCCUGUGCCCCCGGUUUCGCGGGGGAGCACUGCGAGCGGGACGUGGACGAGUGCGCCAGCGGGCCCUGCCUGAACGACGGCCGCUGCCUCGACCAGGUCAACGGAUUCCAGUGCCUGUGCCUGGCCGGUUUCUCCGGCAACCUGUGCCAGCUGGACAUCGAUUACUGCGAGCCCAGCCCCUGCCAGAACACGGCGCAGUGCUUCAACCUGGACACCGACUACUUCUGCAAGUGCCCCGAGGACUACGAGGGCAAGAACUGCUCGCACCUGAAGGACCACUGCCGCACCACGCCCUGCCAAGUGAUUGACAGCUGCACGGUUGCCGUGGCGUCCAACAGCACCCCCGAGGGCGUGCGCUACAUCUCCUCGAACGUGUGCGGCCCCCACGGGCGCUGCAAGAGCCAGGCGGGGGGCCAGUUCACCUGCGUGUGCCAGGAGGGGUUCAUCGGGACCUACUGCCACGAGAACAUCAACGACUGUGAAAGCAACCCCUGCAGGAACGGAGGGACCUGCAUCGACAAAGUGGGCGUUUACCAGUGCAUCUGCGGGGACGGCUGGGAAGGUGUUCACUGCGAAACCAACAUCGAUGACUGCAGCACCAGUCCGUGUCACAACGGAGGGACGUGUAGAGACCUGGUGAACGACUUCUACUGCGAGUGUGCCAGCCCCUGGAAGGGCAAGACCUGCCAUUCCCGCGAGAGCCAGUGCGAUGAGGCCACCUGCAACGGCGGCGGGACCUGCUACGACGAGGUCGACACCUUCAAGUGCAUGUGCGCGCCGGGCUGGGAGGGCGCCACCUGCAACAUCGCCAAGAACAGCAGCUGCCUGCCGAACCCGUGUGAGAACGGAGGCACCUGCGUGGUCAGCGGAGACUCCUUCACCUGCGUCUGCAAAGAGGGCUGGGAGGGCAGCACCUGCACCCAGAAUACCAAUGACUGCAGCCCACACCCCUGCUACAACAGCGGGACGUGCAUGGACGGCGACAACUGGUACCGCUGCGAGUGUGCCGCUGGAUUUGCCGGGCCAGACUGCCGAAUAAAUAUUAACGAGUGCCAGUCUUCGCCUUGCGCGUUCGGCGCCACCUGCGUGGACGAGAUCAACGGCUACCGCUGCCUGUGCCCCCCCGGGCGGGUGGGACCCAGGUGCCAGGAAGUGACGGGAAGACCCUGCGUCACCAACGGGCGCGUGGCGGCGGACGGGACCAGGUGGGAGGAGGACUGCAACACGUGUCAGUGCCACAACGGGAAGAGCACCUGCACAAAGCAGAUGUGGUGCGGCCCCAGGUCCUGCCGGGUGCACAGCAAAGGUCGCGGGGAGUGCCCCGCCGGCCAGACCUGCGCCCCCAUUAAGGACGAGCACUGCUUCGUCAAGCCCUGCCCCGGCCAGGGGGAGUGCUGGCCCUCCGGACAGCCCCCGCUCCGGACCAAAUGUCACCCCGGCUCCAAUUUCCUGGAGAGCAGCUGCGCCAACAUCACGUUCACCUUUAACAAGGAAAUCAUGACUCCUUCACUGCAGGGGUUGACGGUGGAGCACAUCUGCGCCGAGCUGAGGAACCUGUACGUGGUGAGGAACCUCUCGUCCGAGCUCUCGGUGGCCAUGACCUGCGAGCCCUCGCCGACCGCCAACAACGAGAUCCACGUGACGAUAUCAACAGAAGAUCUGAGGCAGGACAGAACGCCCAUCAAAGAAAUCACCGAUAAGAUCAUCGACCUCGUCAGCAAACGCAACGGCAGCAACGCCAUCAUGACCGCCAUCGCGGAAGUCCGGGUGCAACGGCGCCACCCCCCGGCCCCCACCGCAGACUACCUGGUUCCCCUGCUGAGCUCGGUGUUCAUCGUCAUCUGGAUCCUGGCGUUAGGCUCCGCCUUCCUGUGGUGCGUGCGCCGCCGGCGGAAGCAGAGUAGCCAGGGCAACGCCGGCGCCGUGGCGACGGAGGACAACACCACCAACAACGUGCGCGAGCAGCUCAACCAGAUCAAGAACCCCAUCGAGAAGCACCCGGCCAACGCCAACACCAACGCCGUCCCGGUCAAGGACUACGAGGAUAAAAACUCUAUCAUCGCCAAAAUUAGGACAAACAACUCGGAGGUGGUGGUGCCGGAGGAGGAGGAGGAGGGGGCGGAGAAGCGUCUGCAGAAGGGCCGCUUCGCCAAGCGGCCGGCCUACACCUUGGUAGACGGGGAGGACCGAACGCCCCACACCACGCCCACCAAACACCCGAACUGGACAAACAAACAGGACAACAGGGACCUGGAAACAGCACAGAGCUUGAACCGGAUGGAGUACAUUGUAUAGUUGGGGGGGGGGGGGGGGGGCGGAGGGCAGCCGCGUUGCCGUGCAACCUUA
Anguilla anguilla (European eel) is the source of this 4041-nucleotide messenger RNA. It is a transcript of the gene jag1a, whose product is annotated as jagged canonical Notch ligand 1a. The transcript is spliced from 26 exons. Lineage: Eukaryota; Metazoa; Chordata; Actinopteri; Anguilliformes; Anguillidae. The record is from RefSeq and is a predicted model, not a curated record. The coding region runs from base 277 to 3990 and encodes 1237 amino acids. Gene Ontology annotation, cellular component: plasma membrane; protein-containing complex. Gene Ontology annotation, molecular function: calcium ion binding; Notch binding. Gene Ontology annotation, biological process: heterophilic cell-cell adhesion; establishment or maintenance of epithelial cell apical/basal polarity; Notch signaling pathway.